Messenger RNA from Caenorhabditis angaria, 3450 nucleotides. Lineage: Eukaryota; Metazoa; Nematoda; Chromadorea; Rhabditida; Rhabditidae. The record is from the annotation of a GenBank genome assembly.
AUGAAAUUUAUUCAAAAUCUUCUGCUGUUAUUGGUUUUCAUUAAAUGCUCGCAUCAAGUGGAGGAUCCAAGCUUUCAAAGAUAUUGUCAACGUUUCAAUCAAGGUCUUAUCAAACACACAAUCGAAACAGAUGAAAAGGGUGAUGCAAUUCCGAAUCCUCAUGGUGACAAAUGCACUGUUUCAAUGGAUUUUCCGGCUAGAGAUGAGGUAAAUUGCUGCGAUAUUAUCGAAAAUCUCAUCGGUAGCAUGCGCUCCACCGAAAUAAACACGCAACGCAGACCGCGUCGCGCCACAACACACAAAAAAGGGAGGGAAUUUGAAUCGUUUCCUUAUUUGUGUGUGUUGUGGCGCGGCGCGGUCUGCGUUGCGUGUUUAUUUCGGUGGAGCGCGUGGUACCGAUGAGAUUUUCGAUAAUAACGUUAACAAAACCAAAAAAGUGAUUCACGAACGGUAUUUUUAUUCAUUUUUUCAAUCAUUUUCUCAACACAUUGAAUAUUGUCAAAGUUGAAAAAUGUGGCAGCCGUAAAAAAUGAAAAACAGUGCAGAGCUGAAUGAAUGACAAAGUCAUUAUUUCGUCAGUCGCGUGCGGCUGUGCGUCGCGGUCGAAAAACAAUCAAUUAUUUAUUUUUUCCUUUGUUUUUCGGCCGCGACGCACAGCCGCACGCGACUGACGAAGUAAUGACUUUGUCAUUCAUUCAGCUCUGCACUGUUUUUCAUGUUUUACGGCUGCCACAUUUUUCAAUUUCGACAAUAGAGUGAAACUAAAACGCAUUUUAGUGUUCAGAAAUGCUAUUUCAAGACGUUCUAUUCAGCCUAAAAGACAAAUAAAGCCUCAAAUCUCCCAAAAAUGAAAUUGGUGAUUUCGAAAAUCAACAAUUUGAUUUUGAAGGCUUGAUUUGUCUCAUAAGAGCUUGAAAUAGCAUUUCUGGACACUAAAAUACGUUUUAGCUUCACUUUGUUCAAAUGUGUUGAGAAAAUGGUAAAAAAUACAAAAAAAUACCGUUCGUGAAUCAAUUUUUUCGUUUUUUUAAUGUUAAAAAACGUUUUUUUAUUUCGUGAAUCACUGCAUUAUUUAGAUAAAGUACAAAAAUUGAUUAAUUUUCAGAAAGAAGCUGAAAUCUAUUGUAGAAGAUGGGCAAUAUUUGUGUUGGUUGCGUGGAAAGUUGAUGGAGAUCGUGUCUCUUGCACAUAUGAGAAUGUUUACGAAUGUGAAGACAAUUUCGAUCAAAUCCGUGGCAUGUGCUAUAAAAAGCAAUACGAACUUCGAACUUAUAGUGAAGCUGAGGAAGAUUGCAAAAAAUCGCAUGCAGGUGCAGAGAUCUUGAAAUUACAUUCAAAACAUCAAUCGGAAUUGUUGGAAGCGGUUUUCGGCGACACCCUAACAAUGUAUUUUAUUCAACCGGAUAAAACACUCGAACAAUCUUCACAAUUUGUUGGUGGUGAACCAGAAGAUCCAAAUUCAAAUGCAACCAAGAAUUAUGUGAUUCUGUAUACUUACAGUAUUCAUUAUGAUGUUGGACCAAAUACGAUUAUCAAAUUGGAUGCGAAUAAAAAAGCAUUUGCAAUGUGCAUGUACCAACCACGUGAAACAAUUCUCAGUUUUGCGGUGAAAGCCAAAAAUCUUGGAUUGCUAUAUCAUCCAACACAAUUGGUUGGUGCUUUGGCUGUUUGGAGAACUGCUUCGCAUUAUACACCAUCGUAAGUGUUUAUUAUCGAAAAUCUCACGCGCUCCACCGAAAUGAACACGCAACGCAGACCGCGCCGCGCCACGAUUCAAAUUCCCUCCCUUUUUGUGUGUGUUGUGGCGCGACGCGGUCUGCGUUGCGUGUUUAUUUCGGUGGAGCGCGUGGUACCCAUGAGAUUUUCGAUAAUAGCCCCGUUCAAUUCGAUUUUUCCAGAAAUCUCCUUAAUUAUCCCAAUUCACAUGAGGAUAUUUGCGAAGCCUCGAUGAAAGCGAUUCUUGGAACCAGUGAUGGAACAUUGUUGAAUUUGAAACCGGCCAAUACCAAGCGAUUCAGUCCGGAAGUCAAACAAUCAUUCAACCGUGCAUUCGGACCAUUUGUAUAUUGUCAAUAUACUGAUUCUAGGAAGAAUUUGCGUCGUCAAAUAUACUUUGCAAAUAAACGAGUUGUGAGUUUUGAUGGCAGUUUUUGAAUCGGACCAUAGGAAUCGGACCACAAAAAAGGAAUCGGACCAGGUCCGAUUUUUUGAGAAAAAUUCGGAAUCGGACCACUUUUUCAAAAUUUCCUGGUUUUAGCACAAAAAAAUUGACUUUUUUGAAAAAAGUGGUCCGAUUCAGAAUUUUUCUCAAAAAAUCGAACGUGGUCCGAUUCCUAUUGAAAAAUGUCACCCUGGUCCGAUUCAGAAAACCGUCAAAAUCGGGUCCGAUUCAAAAUUUGAAAAAUUGGUGCAUUUUUGGCCAAAAAACUUUUUAGUCAAAUUUUGGCCAAUUUUUGAUCAAAUCACUGUUUUGGCCAGAUUUUGGUCAAAAAAUUGGUCAGAAUUUGGCCAAAAAUUGACCAAAAUUCACGAUUCGACCGAAUUUUGGUCAAUUUUCGACCAAAAAACGAAUUGGGCCAUUUUUGGCCAAAAAACUUUUUAGUCAAAUUUUGGCCAAUUUUUUGAUCAAAUCACUGUUUUGGCCAGAUUUUGGUCAAAAAAUGGUCAAAAAAUUGGUCAGAAUUUGGCCAUUUUUGGUCAAAAAUUGGUCAAGCUCCCACCACCAGUGACCAUCAAAAAAUGUGCAAAAAUGAAUUGAUUUUUGUUGAUUUCAGAAAGGAAUCGCUUGUGACAAGCAAUCCAAUAUACUUGAAAGUGACUAUAGUGCAAAUUGGAUGCGAAAUCUAGGACCAUAUGGUUAUUCUUUCAGUUAUUAUCCAGAAAAAAAUGCGUGAGUUUUCCAGAAAUUGAGCGGGGAUCAAGAAAUGAUGGUUUUUUUUGCAGAAAAGGUUUGAGUUUUGACGCAUUCCCUCACGCUCUUCAUUCUCCAAUGCUUUGUGGAUUGCAUUAUGAAAAAGAUGUGAAUCGUGAAAUUCGAAUGUGCCCGGAAGAUUGGACUCCUUAUCAGCGUUCAACUGGAACUGUUUGUCAUAAAUAUUUUGCUUUAAGCACAGAAUUUCAUAGAGCCCGUGCUUUUUGUCAACGUCAAGGCGGUGAUAUGUCAAGAUGGGAGAGUUAUGCGGAGUAUCAAAUUGUAAUAAGACCUAAACGACUACAAAUUGCGGAUUGGCGUGCUGGUCCAUCUGAUGCUUGGGUGAAGUGCUUUAAUGAUAAUGGGGUGAGAAUUUUUUUCAACCGAAAAAAUGAGGAAACGUUUUAUUACAGUGCAAUGACGUAGAGACAACGAUAAAGGACAGAGAGACUAAAUGGCCUGAUCUUCGAUCCGAUAAAAUGUUUUGGCUGGGCUCAUAUGAACAAAGUGUAAUAUGCGAAAAGAAGGCGUAUCAGUGA